Spirometra erinaceieuropaei is the source of this 12418-nucleotide messenger RNA. NCBI's taxonomy places the organism in Eukaryota, Metazoa, Platyhelminthes, Cestoda, Diphyllobothriidea, Diphyllobothriidae. The record is from the annotation of a GenBank genome assembly.
AUGUUAACUGAUCCUGAUUUCCGCGAGCUAGUCACUCUCCCUCUCCCUACUCAAGUGUUACGUGCCUUUAUCCGAUCUGGGUACACAAGUGUUGGCGAGGCUUGCGGACUUAGUGUGGAUCAAAUAUCGUCACGUAAGUUAUUUCCUUUAAUGACAAUUAUUAUGGAAGCACCUAAGCUUAAUGCUUGGAAGAUUACAGUUCCCGUAUAUUCGGUGUUUCUUAAAAUUUCCAUGUAAACAUUUCUUCUGUUUAUGUGAAGUCUGUGGAAUUCAUAGACAAAAGGCAACUUCCGUGCUGGAAAUUCUUCAAAACUAUUCGAAGCUGGUAGUUUUCGGGUCGGUCGGAUCAACCACCAGAGACCUUUUUCAGCCUCACACUGCACUCGAGUUGUUAAAACUCGAAGGUCACAAGAUCGGUGAUGCAAUCAGUGGGUCUUCAACGGAUUCUGGACAUAUUGUAUCCAUGUGCAAGAGGUAACGGCAUGAUACUAUUCGUUCCUCCCCUCAUCCUUAUGUUAGCAUUGAGUUUCUUGCAAUUCAUUUUGCCACAAAGCCAAUGCUAAGAAGGAACCUUUGCUGUAUAAACUUCAUUCCAAUGAAGGGCCGAGUUCAGGCGACGACUUUGUGUCUGAUGAUAGGCUCAAGCUGUCCAGAUUUACUAUAAUAAGAAACGCGCUGAGUUGUCAUGAGGAAGGGUACCUCAGUGCGCGUCUCAAUCUCCUUCCCAACUCCCAUACACCGACCGACUAGUAGACAAAAUGGGCUUAUUGGCGGAUGUUGCGAAUAGUCACCGUCCACCGCGUACUGUAUAUUUACAUGCUCAUAAGUGAUAGUUCGUCAUUGCCGACAUCAACAAGUUUCUCCUUGGCGUUGAUGUAGGAGUGAUAGUUGACCCUAGUGUGUUGACCUGGGAUCAAACUGACUCAUGAGGCGGCUAAAUUUGUGAAGACAUUGUGUGCAUGAAUGACUGGUGGUAUUUUAGUCAUUGUUGUCACGUAUGCGCAAAUGACCCAACAGACCUAUGUGGUGGCAGAUGUGGGUAGGAUAAGUGUACGUGACAUUUGACUCACCAUGGCAUAAGUGCUCAUUAUACUAGUCAACUCCAGGAUCUGAAUGUUCGGCAUGCGUUUCUGGCACUUUUAAUAUCUUUCUAAGACAGCUUAGGCGACGGUUGUGCAUCUCUCACACUCUUGGCCCCUCUUUCUCCCUCUCUCACUUAGCCUUGGUAAACUGUCCAGGUCACCGAGCAACAGAGUAGUGUUGUCCGGACAGCGGCCCUGUGUAUCUCGGGUUUCUUGUUGAAGUGAACGCCACGGCGACUUAUUCCAGGUUAGGUGUUGGGGUCUGCCGCUGGCUGCGGUCUGGUUGGGGUCUGCCGCUGGGAUCUGCGGCUGGCUGGCGUUAGAGACUCGAAUGACAACUUUGUUGUCGAUUUAAGUAGUCGUGCGAAAGUGCCAACCAGGAGAUUGCCAUUGACUAUUGCCUUGGGCUUGACAUGUCCAACAGUUGGUGCUGGUUGGCGCAAGAUAACCAUUUUACAUGGUUGGAUAUUUAGUUAGAAGUUAGUACACCCAGGGGUAAAGUUCAUGCUUCGCUGUUGUGAUUCUCAGUGGACAAUCGUCCGAAAAUAUGGUGUCAUGUAUCCUGGCCCAUCGAGGAUUCUUACCUACGUACGGUAUUGCUCUGCCAACCUUGAGUUUUGGUGAUCUACAUUUUGUGGUGUCACGGGCGAAUUAUCUUUAAACGGUGGGAAGACCAGAAUGUUUUCGGAAUGCUUCCCUGAGCAGGAGAAUAGUUUUCAAUUUGAAGAAAUAGGUAGUUCCAAAUACUUCGGAGCGGGGUUGCUGCCGAAUGGGCAGAGUAAGGAUGAUAUUGCCUCCCGCAUCGAUGCUUCUCAGUGUUUCCAAAGUUCGUAGCAAGCGACGCAACAUCUUCAUCGCUCAGAAAAUCCACGUGUACCGUGCAUCCGUCCGGUCAGUCCUCUGCAUUUGUGAGUGUUGAACUAUGCACGUGGAAGAUGAGCGAAGACUUGAGGUAUUUAACCACUGCUGCCCGAGGACCAUCCCUCGAGUGAAGUACAUCGACUUCGUCUCAAAUAACACAGCCCGCACUCGCUGCGACAACAUCGCGAGGUUAUAUCAGACCAUGCAAGAAAAACUGCUGAGGUGACUUAGGCACGUCGUUCGUCGUGUCCGUGUCGUUGCCCCCCUGGAGUCGUCGGAGAUGAGGUCAAGUCAAAACCUGGCUCGACAUAAUUCGUCAAGACAUGUAGGUGGUUUCCGAACCUUCUGUAUCCAGUCUCCGUCGCUGGAGGAGAGAGUGGGUCGAGCUCUCCCUAUUCGUUGCCGCAGAUCAUCACACGUAGAGAGGUACAAUCCGCGACAUCAUCGAGACCGGCUAGAUCAGACAUGAUCAUAACUGUAUUAAGUCCGAGUGCAAGGAGAUGUCUAGUUGUUUCUCAUUGUCCUGACUGUCUCGAUGCUCCCAAUAAACAUCGGGCAGCACUAUGGGGAACACGAGGUUACAGAGUUUCGAAGUGGGGGCGUAGCCCUGUUUCGGCCCAUUUGUCAUCACGAAGGCCCCCGAUGUUGAUCCACCUGUGACGCCGACUGGUUAUCAACAUGAACCAUUCUGGGCACUCUAUCCCCCUCAUUGCUUUUCACAACCGUCCCGGUUCACAGUACCGAGGGCCUUUCUGUGAUCUUUGAAGUUGGUAAACAGACUGAUCGUGGCGUUUUUUCAAAGUUGUAGGGCCGUAAGGAGUACAUCAGUGAUUCCACGAUUUUCCCGAAAUCCGCAUUGGCUAUCGAAAAGUCCUCCUUUCAGGCAUAAAUUCAGACAAUUGGGUAGUAUGGGAACUACGACUUUGCCAGUGACGCUCAAAAGAGGCAUCCCUCGGUGAUUUACUCAGGUUUGUAAGUCUCCUUUGUGCUUGCCUGUGUAAGUGAACAAGGACAGUUUCCUAAAAUCGUCCAAGACUUGUCAGUGCUAUGGUAUCCACUGGAGCAGCAAGGUACGGUUUUCCGUGAGUUGAGAGCUGUCAUGGUCAUGGGUCUCCGCCUGUGGCUUAUCCACUGAGCUGUAGUGCUUUAAUUAUCUUCUGCAGGGGGACGGGUGAUGGAGGUCAGUAUUAGUUUCCACUUGGAAAAGUCCAUCGCUGACCUUCCCCACGGAAUGUAGAGAGACUCUUGAUGACGUAUCCCAAGCGCCCGGCUCUUCGCUCCAUUAUCUGCGAUUUAUCCGACAGCAGGGCUGUUCUGUCGGAAAUAAGCUACUGCGACGUUUCGGUGAGAUCGGCAUUUCUUUCGACCUCUUCAGCCUUGAGAAUCAGCCGGUUCUUCUGCACUUUCCUCAGCGUUUUUCAUAGUUGACGACAGCAUUAGAAGUACGGCUUUCAAUGAGUUUAGACACAAUAGAAUGGAUGACAUCUUACAGUCAGGCCUUUUUGUUCAGCAUUUUCAUCUCCCAUUGUUCCAGGCUGGUCCAGUUUGGUGUCUAUUUUGGUGGGGAGUCCCCGGUUGUUUUUAGAUGUAUCCGGCACCGCCAUGUUCAUCUUUGUUGGUACCGCCCUCCCUUGGGGCCUACCCCGUGGUUAAGUUUGUGGCUUCAUUUUCUUAAUUAGCGGGUGGUGGCCUAUCCGGCGUUCGGUACUGUGUUCCGUCUUUGUUAUGGGAAUGUCACGAGGAUCAGUCGCCUGACAAGCACGUAGUCCGGCAAUUGCCACUGACAAAAACGAGGGUGCAUCCACGGGAAGCCUAAACAUACUGUCGGUGACUAUAAAGACUUGUUUAAAAGAAGGCGAAGGCACGAUCACUGGGACGAUAGGUUUAUUUGCCUGAGCUUUCGAACUCGAACUUGUGCAGGCCCGCAGCAGAGGGAAUCAAUUACCAUUACAACGCCGUAUUCUGCAACCAAGUACUCCUCUCCAAACGAUAUGCUGCGUGUCUACUUGGACGUUUAAGUCACCAAGGACAGCGAAUUCUUCCACUGUCAUAACAGAAGCUGAGAUGACCAUCAGACCUUCGUCGAACCCCUCCACGUCGUCGUUAUUGGUCAUUGCGGUGUAUAUGCAUUAAACAUUUUCUUUCGACUAGAAAAACCGAAUUAUUAGUGAAGUCACGAUGACUUUCUUCCGGCAAAAGGCAUCGGACAUAUUACUUUUCACAAAUGCAGCCAUUAUUUGCCGUGGACCUUUGUAAUACACUGCCUAUACUUUUCUCUUCGUAAAUUAGGAAUUGGAUUCCAGCGAAGGACAUCCAGUUGAUUGACUUAUUCUUUCCCUCAACAGCUUUGAUGAUCUGUUGGAUGGAGGUUUCCCCUGUGGUCGCAUUACCGAGGUCUGUGGACAACCGGGAAUAGGCAAAACGCAGUUUUGGUAGGUGCAAAGAUAGUUAUUGUGUUGUAAGAGCCUGACCAGAUCAAAAAUGCUAUCUUUGUCAUGGUAAGGCCAUCCAAACAACGCCUACUGACCUUCCUUAGUGUUUUCUUCUCAGGUCUCUCUUUUGCCUGCUUAUUCCAGCCUACAAACCUGCCUGACAGUCCAGUUGCCCAGAUGGUGCUCAGGCCUCGCUGGUGAAGCCGUCUUUAUCGACACUGAGGGGAGCUUUAUGACAAAACGCCUGUUUCAAAUGGCUGAGUCCCUCGCUGCUCAUUGUAACAAACGGAUUGUGCCCGAAAUCAGGAAGUUGCUGACGUCACCAGGUAAAUAUUGUAGUUUGUUUACUUGCCGCCUACCUUCGAUUGAUCGGUAGUCUUAGGAGAUGACAGCACCGCGUAAGAGGAACUCCGCUGAAACUAAGUGCGUAUAAUAGCUUGAAGCGUGUGACCCGUCGGCCAGAGUAAGCGAAACCAAAGAAACUGCUCCCCCCUCAAGCGAGCCUGGUUGACAUGUCUGAACUCAAAUGAUGUCUACCUUCAUGUUUGUACUCCUGUUGAUUUCUAAUAGUAAGGAGUACCUGUUGUACGAGUAGUUAACCGGGAUAUAAGGAAACCAAAGUGGACAUUAAAGCAAAAGUCCCGAAAUCGUGCAUUUGUAGCUGGGAUUCAGACCCAGCCUCCUCUCUCUUAAAUUCGAAGAGGCUGUUUUCGCCUCAUCUGCCGGCUAAUUUUGGAGUAAGAAUGCCAGUUUGACCCGAUGGCGUAAAUGUCGGUCAUUAAGAACGACGAAGAGAUUCGAGUGCGCCACUUAUGUAUGAGAUUUUUCGAUGGGCCGAGAUGUUUUCGACUUCCAAGCAAUACAAAUAUUGAAUGCUUCGCCUGUAGGAAUGCAAGCACGUGUUCUUAAACAAUUGGGUCUUCCUCUUCUUCUUAUGGCUUGAAAGCUAAUCAUGUGUUGUGCCGCAAAAGCAGCCAACUGAAGGAUAGCAGAGUAGAGCAUGACAACGCCUGUGGCUGUUAUCAGUAAAUCGACCCGAAAUGCAGCCAUGACGACACACAGACCUAUUCUACUCAUUCCAUUCGCCAGGGAUCAUAAUCACCUUGCAAAUUAUGACAGCCCGACCGUCGUGACCGACGGUGUUUACCGUGUUCUCCACAGCAGGGUGAGAGCAAGCACGGUGACUUGUGUGUGACCUAGUUUAUGUUGUUGACGGACUUGCACAGCAUCUACCGCACAGGUGGCUGGCACGGCCGAACCCGCACCCAGGCGUCCCACUCCACACCCCCUCGUCCGCAACAAACACCUGACCAGGAUUUUAACCAACAGCAAAAAUGGGGAGGGGGCGGCAGGGAUUCCAACGUACGCAACAUGAGCCGGCAAUUGGGCCUGCAACCACAUCUCGAAUGUUGGCUCUUGUUGUCCUGCGCAUUCCGAUAACAUCUGCCAGAAUCCGAUCUAGCCCUCGUGUUGGUCAAGCGCAUCUACCACGUGGCCCGUUUUAGGCGGAAACCUAGCAAAUUAUAGACCCUUUCUAAGUAUCAAUUGCAAGCCCAAAAUCGCAACUCUCUGUCAUCUUUGCACGUGUAGGAAGGGAAUCGGCAGAUACAGUCGAGGACUCGCAGUAUGCCAAGGCGUUGGCAAGUCUUCCAACUCCGGAGAAGCUGCUUCGCGGUGUGCACUACAUUCGCUGCACCGACUACCUUCAGCUCCUUGCCGCAGCCAGACGGCUUCAAGAUUUCUGCCGUUAUCAUCCGGAUGUAAGUUAAUAGGAACGUUUGGCCUCAUGUUUCCUUCCUAUCGUCCAAACGCCUUUAGCUCAGUCUAGGUUGGGAUGCCAGCGUACAAAGCCAUGCCGUUGGCGUGUGCUGCCUCCGUUAUUUUCUGCCGGAGAAUAUCCCAAUCACGGAGCCGGUAAGAGCACUCCGUGUUUCUGCAUUCCACCAUUCCUGACGGUUGUCGGCGAAGCAUAUGCUGCAGUUGUGCCUACAUACGUUACCCUGUUUGCAACACUACGAGUACCAUGGUGCCCCUGCAGCCCUGGAUCUUGAUUGCGUUGCCCAAAUUGCACAGACUGGAAACUCCUUUAGGAAAACACAGCCUGUUUCUGGGCACCCAUUCUUUUAAUCAUGGGCGCUUUGUGUGCAGGCAAACACCCUGCGAGAACCUUGCGCUGUAGGAAGUGUCUGUUUCUCGCGCACUAUUGUUUUUAUAGCAGGAAAGGAAGAAGACAGUACAGAAGACUACAGUCGUCUCCAUUCGCAUAUAUGGCUGCGAAACUCAUUCACCGCGUGUCAGCGACCUUAAACAUCUCGACAUUUUUUUACCACUACCUUCUGCGAAUAAUGCAAAAAUUUCGACCGACAAGCCGUGGGAACUCGGUGCUGCUUGAGAGCUUCUUGGGUCGAUGGCACUAGCUAUUGAUAGUUAAAGUGCGGUUACUAGGUAAGAUCCAAGGCUGCCCAGUCAUCCUCGUCGUCUUUCUGACCCGUUGUUGUGCUGUUGUUGUUGGUCAAGUGCUUGUUGUGGACCAGAGGGUGUGGAGUGGGGGCGCCCAGGUGCGGGUUCGGCCGUGCCAUCCACCUGCGCCCUCCCCACCUCCGGUCUUCUAGGCUCUGUCUUGACACCGGACCCAGUUGUGGGAGGAGGGGAGAGUGCGAUGGAUGCUGUGCAAGUCUGUCCUCACAAUAAACUAGUUCGCACACAAGGCGCCGUGCCGGCUUUACCUUGCUAUGGACCACACGGUGGACAUCGUCGGAUGCGACGAUCGAACUAUCACUAAGUAAUAUAUCGCAACACUGCCAGAUUACUCCACUGCUUCUUCAGCCGAUAAAAGCACGCCACCUUGAAUGGUUUGGUCACGCAUCCCAAGGGGUGAACUCGUGUGUGCCUCAUCCUUCUCAUUUCCUGCCCUCUUUGGCUUGACAGCCAGCGAAAAAUAAAAGUGGCGCAGUGGCUUCAUGCCCGAGAAGGGUCUAGGUUGCAGCAGUGGUUAGUUUUCCAGAAUGCAACGCCAACAACCUCUCACCACAGAGCGUUGGACGCACUUACCUUCAAUGCCGUAGACCUCGGAGUUGUCUACUUCAGUUAUGGCGAUAGGUAAUAAAAACGCGGUUGGUACGCAUCAUUGUUACUGUUGUCGUAGGUAAAUCGUUUAGUUUCGGCAGACGGCUAUGCCAACUAAACCUACUUCCGGUCAGUACUGUACUACGAAUUUGGAUAUUGAUUCCUCUGGAAAGCUGGCUCAUUGUGUCUUCGAUGGUCGCUACCAAAAUGGAUUGAUCUAACGGUGUCUAACAUUUAAAACUCUCCUGCGUAUCUCAAGAGUAGUCUUAUUGAUCGACGAGGAGGUUUGCACGCAGUCUACGCCGUAGAGCUUAAUUUCAAGCGUGCCCCUGGCUGCUCUGGGUUGUCCGUGCCGAAGCGAAAAAACGCAAGGUUCUAAGCUCGAUCGGGAGCACGGAUUCUCUCUGCCAUUUAGCCGCGUCGACCUAAACCACACACUUAGCCGCCAAAGUGAGGGAUGGGAUAGUAUGCCUCUGACUCUAACAAACAUUUUCAGUAUAAUAUAUUCUAAGCCCUAUGAUAUAACGACAAACGAAAACGCAUCGGUUAGAUGCGCUUCUUGUUACCCUUGAAAACUGCAAACAUCUGUUGCCUCGCUACUAAUUUUGUCAAAGCAGCUAGAACAACUUAUUUAUUCGUAGAGCGUACAUUUCAGCAUGUUUUUAAGGGUUAUAGGCAAUGCCCUUGCUAUCACUAACAGUAACAUAUCUGAGAAAGGUGUCCGGUUGUACUUUUUGAUUUCACAGUCAGCGCUCUCCCAACUUCUUAGUCAUCCAGUGCGUAAUCAUGGGCAGGCGUCUAACCAUCCGCUACCGCAUGACGCGCCGUUUACCACGGCCUGUGUUUCCGCCAAGCCCUAGGGAAUUGGACACCAGGUUUCAUCGCGUUUGGGCUUACAGUGAGCGCUGACUGCGAUGGUGUCGGCGGCUUUCCUACACAUUAGGCCCGUCGUAGUGAGCAAAAAUCCAAGCGCCAAUUCAGGCACACAUCUCCCGUGGCGGCGGGCGGCCACGGGGGUUUCCAAUUUGCCAAACACCACACCAGGGCCUUUUUAUUGCUUAAGGUUUCUAAUGGCCGCGAACUAAGCUGUAUUACUAUGUUUUCGUCCAUGCUGCUAGCGUUCAGACAGGGAUUCACAGGUCGCCGCCACUCGGGCCUCGAAUUUCCCAAAACGACUGAUUCCCCCCUUCUGACACGUAUACAUACUCCAUCAUUGACGUGGCCAUGAUUGGACCAACGUACGCUGCCUUACAGCAGUUAAAAAUCUGCACCGAUUCUCCCACAAUAUGUGUUCCAGGGGCUGGGAUUUGGCGAAGACCUAUCGUAAACUCACAGUCAGUCUGGUUGCAGGUUUUCGGUACGCUAGUCAUCCGGACGCGCUUGACCUCACCGUACUACGGCUUACUUAACAGCGCCCUCGGAUUACUUUUAUGCGGAGAGACGGCAGACUGCGCAAUAUAUUUCCUGGCCAUAGCUCGGAACCUUGUCAUCCACAGCGCACUACACCUCUACCCCCAAUCUCCCAUAUGACCCACCAUCCUUAAGGACGGAACGCCUCACUGCCAAGUGUGCGUGUGUGAGAGAGGGGGGAGGAGAGUUUAUGCAAUUUUGUAGAGGGUCUUAGAAAACAAAAAAUGGUAACAUUUCGUGCAUUAGUUAUUUAUUCCUCCUUUAUACUCCUGGAAGAGUGAUUAGGAGGAAGGAUGCCAGUCAUUGGCUAGAUAUGCAGUGCGUGACCGAUCCCAUGAAAUGUUGGCUGAAAUUCUGAAAUGCGUUUUCGAUUAGGAAGGAUUGAUUAGGUAGGGUUGUUAUUGAUUAGCGUGCAGCCUAAUCCUAUAGUAUUUCGGACUCACCAGGAUGUUGGCUUUUGGAUGUACGCCUUUUUGACACAUAGAAACCGCACUCGGUAGAAAAUGACGACUUAAGUUGCAUGCACUUUUCCUACUGUAGACAUGCGAUCUGAGUUGGGCGGCCUCGAAAUAUUGCGCUCAAUUUUUUCAUUUUCUCUGUGUACAGUAAACGGCACUUGAGGGUCGCUGGGGGAUUGAAUUUCUACUGAACAACGUUUAUUUCAUUGGUCAGUUGCCGGGGUUGGGACUUGGUCGCUUGCAGUACGUGCUGCACCGCCACACUUAUGACCGCCCACGUUGAUACCUCCCUUCAUUCGAUGGGGCUGCAGUUUUGAGGAGGUUUCACUUCGCGUGACCAAUUGGCGCUUACACGAAUUUGAAAUCAUCGCCCGCCCCCAAAGCCAUUCAUGCGAUGUUGUUUGCUUCCACCCAAAAAACCCCGACUUCCACUUUUCCCCCGGGAUUAAGACCCCGGGUGGGCAGUUUAUGGGAGGGAGGGAAGGCGGGGAUAGUGACGACCAGUGUGCCUCAAAGACGGUCGGGUUCUAUGGUUGGAACACAUAUUCAUCCUACUUUGAAAGCGUACGGACUGUUGUCAUCUUUAUGGUCUCAUUAAGUACCACGGAUAAAUGGGUCGGAUUUACUGCACUUUCUGAAUUGAGACAGAAAGUUGUGAAUGAAUUAAAUCCGAAAUUUGGCGACUCAAUUUGAAAAUCUCACUUUCGAGUUUCUGCGAGGUUCUCUGGCACUGCUGUCGGGCAUGGUGACCAGUUGUAGGCGGCGGCGCCCCUCAGUCAUCUUCGGAAAACGUAAUGCAUCGUUAUUUUAUUGCCAAUAACUUCCUCUUAGACGCCUGCUUUACCCUUGAUCACGGCCACAGCUUCUUCAGGGCGAGUGGCACUCUGAGCCGCGAUGUUCUCGAAUAAUAAUUAUGACAGUCGGUGUCCAUGAACCUUGAACCUUUCAUCCUGGCAAAUACUCCCGUAUGACGACAAAAACAGUCGUAUUCGUAACUUACUUUAGCAUGAUUCCCGAUUCUCAGAGCCCACACCGGGAUGAGAGAAUAAUUUAUUCACAAACAUCGGUUGAUUCGUUUGGGCUUACUUUGACAUGUUAAGCCAACUACGAUGCCGUAUGAUUCUAUUUCCGCAGCAGUUGGCUUCAUAGGAAAGCUGGAGACCCUGUCAAAAAUAACAUCCCAAAGAAGCUCGAAUACCUAAAUUAAGUUACAUCGUCUGUACGCUUCUGCAGAAUCCCUUGCAGUGAUCCCUCCUCGAUCGCGAGAGUUAUGUCCCAGAACCCCACAUGAAAAGCAAAAAUCCACGAAGUAAAAGCGAUUUGUUUUCUGGCCAUUUUUAUACAUAGUACAGUUUUAAGCGUUUUGUAAUAGUACAUGUCUUGACAAAAACGACUACUUUUACUGCAACAUAGAGUAAUACACUCGCUAUAUUGGAUGUAUUAUGACUACUCCUUUAAUGUUAGUGUCGCAUUUCUAGAAUACGAACUCUGUAAAACGGAAUCUAGGGCUACUCUCCCAGGAUGCUUAACCUCGUGCCCUGAUGGAGUGGCUUCUUAACAGUUCGCCAAUAGCGUCCCAAAAUAAAAACAACUGAUCAGACCAACCGAGAAAACAUGCACCAGAAAAGUCCCGUUGUCCGCAGAAAUCUGCGAAGCGGCGUAAAAUCAUCGAUAGAGUGUAGCCGCGAAAGUCGAAGCGUGAUAUGGCGGAAGACUACUCUCUUAUUUACUUUGCAAGUUUAACUAAAACUUGUGGGAUCCAUCAACCCACAGAUCCCGUUCGUCUAAUGAAGGCUACGCGUAAUCAGUACGGACGAUGUCACAUGGUGAUGUGACAAAUGGGCAUACCCUCCCUGACGUUGGUAAGACUUCGCUGCACAAAUUUGUCCACUGCAUUUGCAGAGUCUUGAGAUUUUUGUGCGAACCGCCAGUCCACUGAUUGUACAAAGAUGGCGGGACAUGUGAAACAGAUUGCGAGUAAAGUUGCAAUAGAUCUAGAAAUGUAAAAAUCGGGUGAUUUGCAAUACUGUCGUUGGUUGAAUGUCAUGCCCAAGAGCCUUCCGUCCAAACGUUUUUUUACACCCCCGGCCCUUAUAAAAUACAAGCUUCGCCUUAGAAAGCUGCAUCAGGUCGAGAAUCCCCAUCCACUCCAAACUCUUCAUGUCCUCAAUAUUAUCCAUUUUCCCAAACGGGUCACGCGAAGCCCAGAGCUCUCAACGAGCUUAGAAUACAACCCUUUAGGGCUCGACGCCCAAACACUAUUGGUGCAAGCAAAAUCAUUAAUCUUGCCCGCCCUGUGGACGAUCAUAACAAAUUGCCCCCCGCUCAUUUUAGUAGGCCUCUUUUACAACCCCUUUGAGCAAAUUGUCAUGAGAUCUCACCGCAUCUUACUACUUACUUUGCAGGUUCGUCUCAUUGUCGUUGACAGCGUAGCCCUGCCGUUCCGUUACGAAUUUGAUUGCGCUCCCCAAAGAAAUCGCCUUCUGGCAGCCCUCUCUCAGGUUCUUCUAUCAGUAGCCGGCUCCCAGAACGCGGCGGUAAGUUACAGUUGGAGAAUAAUUCGAAAGUGUAUCACUGACUAUCGAAUUGACGGUCACAAAUAUCUAGUCACUCCUCAAAGUUGGUACGCCCCAGUUCAAAUUUUUAUGUUAAAGUUAUCGAACAUAAAAAUCGUGCCAUGAGCGCCUGACAUCAGUCUUCUGGACAAAUUUUCAAAAUGAAUUGCAUGACUUUACCAAUACCAAAGAUCCUAGGUGGGGUUUCGCACGUCAGUUACGCCGCCUAACACGCCAGCCUCUUGGUGAUCUUGUCUACUAUGUCACAUUUCUACAUACCAACCUGUGCACCGCUUCAAUAUUUUCUUUUCUUUUAGGUUAUUGUCACCAACCAGAUAACGACACGAUUUAAUGCCAUAGACUGCCGCGAUGCGCCUUUCAAUGAGAGCGUCGGAAACCAACUUGUUCCCGCACUGGGAGACAGCUGGGGCCACAUCUGCUCCAUUAGACUGCUAUUGGAGCGUUCAUCGGCCGGCGGAGGUCAGAGGGCCAAGCUCUUAAAACACCCGGGUAGGCCGCCCGGCACAGCGCGCUACCAAGUUACCGUGCGUUGA